AUGAACGCUGCCGCCGCCGUCUCCGCGCCGGUGCUCAACGGCGGCGCCCCGCGCAACGGCGCCUCGGACUUUUCGCAGGUGCUCGAGGCCAUCCACGCCGUCUACGCGCCCGCCUCGAGCAACGACACCCGCCGCCAGGCCACCGAGUACCUCGAGCACGCCAAGCGCGACCCCAAUGCGCCCUCGCACGGCUACACCCUCGCCGCCGACCAGGCCCAGCUGGUCCACGUGCGCUACUACGGCCUGGGCUUGCUGGAGUACUCGAUCAAGUACGGCUGGGACGACUUCAGCGCCGAGCAGGCCGCCGCGCUCAAGGACUACGUGCUCGAGCUCGCGCGCGACGUCACCGAGCGCGACCAGGCGUACUUCCGCAACAAGGUCGCGCAGCUGUGGACCGAGGUAGCGAAGCGCAGCUGGGGCGCCGAGUGGCUGAACAUGGACGAGCAGCUGGUCGCGCUGUGGACGACGUCGCUGCACCACCAGGCGAUUGUGCUGUACGUGCUGGAGACGCUGUCGGAGGAGGUGUUCAACCGCGAGGACGCGACCGCGGGGCUGCGCGGCAGCGACCUAGGCCGCGCGUGCGUCGAGAUCUUCACCCCGCUGCGCGUGCUGCAGGACCAGCUGCCCGCGCGCGACAAGAGCCUCGACGUGCGCUGCGGCGACGACGGCUGGCUGCGCCGUCUGUGCGACAACCUGCGCUGGGUGCUGGAGCAGGACUACCAGGGCCAGGAGGCCGUGCGGGCCUCGGGCAUCAAGACGAUGAACGCGCUGCGCGCCGCGAUGCCGUGGAUCAUCCCCAAGGCGAUUGCCGCGACCGAGGUCAUCGAGGCCGUCUGCAAGGCGCUGGCGGUGCCGGUGGUAGAACUGCAGCUGGCCGCUGUUGAGGUCCUGCAGGCCGUCUACAGCCGCAACCACCUCCACGACGACGAGUUCCAGCAGCUGGUGUGCCCCAUGUUCACCCCUGAGCGCGUGUUGCUGCUGCGCGAGGUGUACAACUGGACGCUGGCAGACAUGAACAUCGACGACCUGGACGACCAGAAAUACACCUUGUGUAAAAAGCUGUCCGAGCUGGCUAACAGCCUGGGCCUCUUCAUCGAACAAAAGCCGCAGAGCAUCCCCGAGGGCAGCGACCUUGCCGGGGUCUUUGGCUUCCUCUUCGAUAUCCUGCGGAACCCCAGCCUCGUCGUCUCAAUACCCGUGCUCCACUGCUGGACGAAACUACUGCGGUCGCGCGUCGUGCGAGACUCCGAAGUCGUUACUUCAAUGGUCGCCGGUCUUUUGGAGACAUGCUGUGCCCGUCUGAUCCGCUACGAGUCGCUGCCCGAGGACACAGCCGAUGUCACGCUGCAGUUCCUCAACGAAGACAUCGACACCGUGCCCGAGCGCCACGCCUUCCUCGGCAACUACCGCAGGUUCUGUGCAGACGUCAUUGAGGUGCUGGUCCGGCGGACGCCGGUCGAGGCCAUGCAGCACAUCCUGGCCCAGGCGACCAACAUGCUCUCCAACCUGUACAGCGACAAGCCGGCGUUCCAGCCGCAGACGUUCUCGAAAAACUCCGCGGCCGUGCUGCAGGUCGAUGCGCAGGUCACGGUCAUCGACGCGGCCAUCAAGGGGUACCUCAAGUGGCUGAACACGCAAGGCGAAGACAUGCAAGAGGACGAGCGGAAGCGCGCGACCAUGGAAAACUCGUUCGAGGAGUGGGGGCGGCAGAUCCUGCAAGCACGGUUUGAAGACCCGGAAAUCGCGAAGAAGGUCAUCACGCUCAUGUCUACAUUCUCAACCAAAGCAUUACCAGACCGCUCUGCCUUUGCCCUGAGUUUCCUUGAGUACAUGCUCACCAUCCGCCUGGCCGACAACCCCGAGUUUGCCCAGUACUCGGACGCGGUCAAGGAUCUCGAGCGCAUCUCCAGCUUGGAGAUGCAAAAGCUGGCGAUGAAAUUCGCCGAUGACUUCAUGAACGUAUACGACCAACUAGAGAACAAGGUCAACGAGAUGAUCGCUGACCCCACCACCGACGAGCGCCAGCGCAUGGCCUACUCCUCUUUCCUUUUCAUUAUCAUUCAUAGAUGCACGACACUAGACAAGGCGACGCAAGAGCAGCGCAUGCGGCAGAUGCUGACCCAGGUCAAGGACGCGUGGAGCAACGAGGGCUUCUCCGCGUCGAUCUCCGGCUUCCAGUCGUUCUGCAGUAUACUUGGCAUGGGCCAGCUGCCGGACUUUCUCGCCGCGAACAACUUCCGCGGCGUGCAGGACUGGUCGAACCAGCCGCUGGGGGCCGAGGGCCAGGCGCUGCAGGCGGCGGUGCUGGAGCGCUCGCAGCAGCUGCCGCUGCGGCUGACCAAGACGCUGCUUGCGGCCUCGACGGAGAAGCUGAGGGACGGCUCGCCGGCGUACGAGAUGGCGGCGGCGCUGUGGGCGGAGGCGAUCCCCACGCUGCUCCCGAAUCUGCUCCAGCUGGUCAGCCACGCGCAGGCCUUUAAUGAUAUCGACAGCAACUGGUCGCAUCUGCCGCCGGAGCUGCAGCAGGUCAUCCGCAGGGUGCUGACCGACCGGUUCUGGCAGGCCGGCAUCUCGACAGAGAGCAGGGAUGCCUUUUUCGCGAGAGUCAGCGGCUCCAAGUCGACGUACGAGGGCUUCGCGUCGACGAUCCGCGGGACGGUGCGCCAGAUCAGGGAGAGCUCGUACUACAUCCUGUACUCGCUGACCAAGUUCCGCGAGCACUUUUAUGGUAUUUCAGAGCUGCCCGGGCCGCUCAGCCAGGCGCUGUUCGGGCACGCCCACGCGCUCACCGCACACCACCUGUCGGUCCUGCUGACGGUCUCGACACACCUGAUCGAGGGGUGUCCGCCGCACCUCCGCUCGCACUUCCUGCCGCCCAUGAUCCAGGGCCUGUUCCGCGAGCUCGACCGCAAGAUCUCCGCCGAGUGGGACGAGGUCGCGCGCCAGAUCGCCGAGUCGGGCGAGAACGACAACCUGACCGACGAGAUGAAGACGGAGAGCAUCCUGCGCCAGCUCACCUACUCGUCCGUGUCGCUUGUCGCCGUGCUGCUCGACUCGCGGCAGGACUUCGGCCGCGACGACCCCUCCCGCGACCCCGCGACCCCGCUCAUCUCCGAAUACCUCCUCACGACCCCCGCCGUCCUCGAGCCCAUCCUCAUGUUCUGCAACUCCACCCUGCGCGUCCGCGACACCCGCUCCGUGGUAACCACCGUCCGCGUCCUGCGCACCCUGCUCCCGCGCUUCAAACCCCCCUCCCCGAUCCGCGAAUACAUCUGCAACACGCUCCUGAAAUCCGCAAUCACCUCGCUGCACGACCCAGCGCUCGUCGACGCGCACAAAGACAUCGCGAGCCUCAUCGCGGCGACGAUCGCGCUCGACCCGGAGACGCCGCGCGCCAUCAUCCUGUCUUUACCGGGUAUCGGCGACGCCGCGCGCGUGGAUCGUCGGCUGGCGAAACUCGCGAAUGCGAAUCGCUCAGAUGACAGGUUGCAGCGCGCGGUCGUGCUGGAUCUGCUGAGUAGUAUUAAGGGCGUGGGGAUCCAUGAGCAGGGCAGGAUUGUUAGGCAGGGGAAGGUGAGGAGUAAGGUGUUGGAGAGGUAUAUGGCUGUUGAUGGGGGUGAGGGGGAGGGGGGGCAGGGGCGGAAUAGGGGAGGGAGUCCGGAUUUGGGGGGGGUCGCGGAUAUGUUUGGGGGGGCGUAG
This is a messenger RNA of Boeremia exigua, 3699 nucleotides long. Its product is annotated as armadillo-type protein. Gene Ontology annotation, molecular function: small GTPase binding; RNA binding; nuclear export signal receptor activity. The coding region runs from base 1 to 3699 and encodes 1232 amino acids. Lineage: Eukaryota; Fungi; Ascomycota; Dothideomycetes; Pleosporales; Didymellaceae. The record is from RefSeq and is a predicted model, not a curated record. Gene Ontology annotation, cellular component: cytoplasm; nucleus; RNA nuclear export complex. The transcript has 4 exons. Gene Ontology annotation, biological process: RNA export from nucleus; protein export from nucleus.